Molecule: messenger RNA, 1967 nt
Organism: Phytophthora infestans T30-4
Lineage: Eukaryota; Oomycota; Peronosporomycetes; Peronosporales; Peronosporaceae
Exons: 2
Coding region: 206-1837 (543 amino acids)
Source: RefSeq, a predicted model, not a curated record
CUGGCGCUGGUAGUAUGGCCACUCGCGGACUCAAGCGCCACCUGCCGCAACAAUAUGCUGGCUACAGUCGAGCGGGAUCCAGCAGUGGGAGCAUUCGGGUCCCGCAGCAGCAACCGCCGUUUCGAAUGCCGCCGGUGGCGCACAGUCCGCGACUCGCAGAGGCCCCAGCAACUCGCGGUCGCCUACAGUGCAGCAGGCAUUUGGUAUGCCGCCCAAUGAAGAUCCCAUGCAGUACGAGCCUUCGGGUGAGGCGCGUCAUCCGCGUGACAGCACACGAUAUGAAACGUGGACGUCCAAGCAGCUCCGUAAAAAGUGCUCGCACCUCAAACUUCGCGGCCUCAAGAAUGUGAAAAAGCAUGUGAUGGUGGAGGCGUUAUACCGGUAUUACCGAAAUCAACGCCUCAAAGACAAGGUAGACGCUGCCAGCGCCGAGAAGAUCGGCGCAUUUUCACAGCAGCAGAUCUCGUCGUCGCAGCAGCCCCAGCAGCGACGAAUGGAAGUUCGACGCCCGUCUAGCAACAAUGGCAGCUCCGUGUCGGGAGGACGCCACGACGUGCCGUAUCAAUCGCGGUAUGUCCAGCGCAGUCCCGGCCCCGCACAGUCUCCAUACGGUCCGUACAACUCGAGAUCGCGCAACUACGGCGACUAUGGCAGCCAAAGUCCGUCGCCUCCCUCGAGUGGAGGAGACAGGACCCCACACCCGCAACGCGGUGGCCCCAAGUCCAACAGCAAUGGAUAUUAUCUGGAUGACGAAUCCAAGGGCGAGUCGCAGUACAAGGAGGUGCCGGUGACGUCCGAAGACGUGAUCCGUCUGGUGGACGUCGUGCUGUCCCCCGAAUUCGUCGAUCGGUUGGCGGCUGAGCUGUCACGUUGGCAGUUCUGGGUGGACGUGCGAGAGAUGUACAUCGCGCUGUUGAGUCGGCAACAUCCGCCUGGAUCAGCUACCGCAACUGAAGGAGGACCCAUCGGAACGGGAGGAAGUGCCACGAACUCGCGCAAUUUCAAGUGGAGCAGCAUGCAGCUGUGGGAGAUCUGGAAGGAGCUGUCUUUCGCAUACACCAAGACUUGUUUCGAGUUCACCACUGCUGGUAUGAACAAGAGAGUGGACGACCGAGAGUACAUCAACUUCUGUGACGGCAGACCGGAUGUGUAUUAUCUGCAUCAGAGACUGCAUCUCCGGCCGGAUCUGUUGCAUCUGAUCAAGUCUAACGAAUACAUUGACGAAAAGUGCACCAGCGACGCGUCCGAGUCCAUCGCGCACGAGCAGCAACAAGCUCAGCAGCAGCAACAAGCCGGGCCAUUGGUGGGCUCGGGAUCUCCUCUGCUACGCGCUCACAAACGCUAUAAGCGGUCGUCCCCGGCGGCUGCUGGGUCGGCGUCCUCGGCAUAUAACAGCGCACGUGCCAUCGCAGCCUUCAGUGGUAAUACGCCUGGUGUUGACGCCCCGGGGGCCACUAAUGGAGGGAACGGGGGCGACAACGGAUGUGGGCAAGGCAGUGGAGACUCGCGGGGCCAUUCACCGGAAGAAAACAGCACCGAGAACUCGGAGACAACAGGCGAAGAAGGAAGCAGCAACACAGCCAACUCGAACGCAAGCAACAGCUCGCAGGACGUGUCAAUGCGCGCUGCACUGGCGGAGCAGAAGUAUUUUGGGCUGUUGCUGCAGAACUUCGAGGUGAUCUUUGAGUCGCUGCACAACAAGAAGGUUCUAUUGGCAACGUUGCGGAAGGACAGUAAGGCUCCGGACCACUUGAUCGCUGAUCUGCACGACGACAUUCACGUGCUGUCGGCACUCAAGAAAGAAUUCCGGAACAAGCUACGACGCACGAUACAGUGAAACGGACAGUGAACUGUGACCAACCACGCCAUGACAAGUAGGAGUGUACAUGUAGCACGUAUAAGAAUGGUGGAGAGCACAGAAGAGUGAGUGGCUAUCAUCAAAAUUAUAAGCCCAUUUUCAAAUGCAA